Molecule: messenger RNA, 1661 nt
Organism: Cynara cardunculus var. scolymus (artichoke)
Lineage: Eukaryota; Viridiplantae; Streptophyta; Magnoliopsida; Asterales; Asteraceae
Product: pentatricopeptide repeat-containing protein At5g15300
Exons: 1
Coding region: 1-1656 (551 amino acids)
Biological process (GO): RNA modification
Molecular function (GO): RNA binding; protein binding
Source: RefSeq, a predicted model, not a curated record
AUGAUCCGAAGGCAAACGAACGACAAGAACCCCAAUUUCCACCAACGUUCAAAUUUAUGGCGCAAAUGCACUACCUUCAGAAAAUUGAGACAAAUCCAUGCGUCCAUGAUCAUCAAUGGCUUCAACACCAAUCGAUUUAACCUCAGAGAACUUAUUUAUGUCUCUGCAUUGGUUAUACCUUCCGGCAUUAGUUAUGCACACCAAGUGUUCGAUAAAAUUACCCAACCAGACCUUUUCAUGUGGAACACCAUGCUUAGAGGCUCAGCUCAAAGCCCCAAUCCAGCUAAGGCCGUUUUUCUUUAUACCCAGAUGGAAAAAAGGGGAAUUCAGCCUGAUCGUUAUACUUUUCCGUUUGUGCUCAAGGCCUGCACUAAGCUUUCUUGGGCUAAUGUUGGUUUUUCUGUUCAUGGAAAGAUUAUGAAAAAUGGGUUUGAAGAGAAUACUUUUGCGAAGAAUACCCUUAUCUAUUUUCAUGCUAAUGCUGGAGAUAUAGAGAUUGCGAGUUCCUUAUUUGAUUCUUCAGUUACAACCCAAGUUGUGGCGUGGUCAGCUUUGACUGCUGGGUAUGCGAGGAGAGGGAACUUGGUGAUGGCAAGGAAGGUGUUCGAUGAAAUGCCUGAGAAAGAUUUGAUUUCUUGGAAUGUGAUGAUUACAGGGUAUGCAAAGAGAGGAGAGAUGGAAAGUGCCAGACUUUUGUUCGGUCAGGUGCCAAAACGCGAUAUUGUGACAUGGAAUGCGAUGAUUGCAGGCUAUGUGAACUGUGGAUUACACAAGCAGGCGUUGGAGAUGUUCGAAGAGAUGAAACCCUUGGGAGAAAAACCCGAUGAGGUGACAAUGUUGAGUCUCGUAUCAGCCUGCACAGAUUCCGGCGACUUAGAUGUUGGCGAAAAGAUACAUCAAUCCGUUUUGGAUUUGGGUGGAGGAGAAUUGAGCAUUUUACUCGGUAACGCGCUUAUAGAUAUGUACGCAAAAUGUGGAAACAUCGAUAAAUCACUCAAAAUCUUCCACAGUAUGAAGGAAAAAGUCGUAACAACCUGGAACUCCAUAAUUGGAGGUUUAGCGUUCCAUGGUCACUCAGAGGACGCCAUUCGUAUCUUCAAAGAAAUGCGUAGAAUGAAAAUAAAACCAAAUGAUAUCAGUUUUGUUGGGGUGUUAGUUGCUUGCAGCCAUGCCGGGAGAGUUGAAGAGGGUCGAGAAUAUUUCAAUCUCAUGAAACACCAGUAUAAUAUUGAGCCAAACAUAAGGCAUUACGGAUGUAUGGUGGAUCUUUUUGGCCGUGCGGGAUUGUUAAAUGAAGCAUUUGAAUUUGUGGACAAAAUGGAGAUCGAGCCAAAUUCCAUCAUUUGGAGGACUUUGCUUGGAUCGUGUAGGGUUCAUAACAAUGUUGAGUUGGGUAGACGUGCAAAUGAGGAAUUACUGAAAUUAAGACGGGGUGAAAGUGGCGAUUAUGUGCUACUUUCAAACAUAUAUGCUUCACAAGGCGAGUGGGAUGGUGCCGAGAGGUUGAGGAAGGUGAUGGAUGAUCAAGGAGUGCGGAAAGAGGCUGCAAGUAGCUUAGUUGACGCCGAUGAUGAUGAUCAAGAAACGCUCAUGCGGUUCUUGUUCGACUCGAAACCUCAAACGACGAUCAACAAGAAGUGCGAUUCGAUACAUUAAAGUGA